This is a messenger RNA of Chaetomium fimeti, 414 nucleotides long. RefSeq lists its product as uncharacterized. Bases 1 to 414 code for a protein of 137 amino acids. Lineage: Eukaryota; Fungi; Ascomycota; Sordariomycetes; Sordariales; Chaetomiaceae. The transcript has 4 exons. The record is from RefSeq and is a predicted model, not a curated record.
AUGCAGCUCUCACUUUCCAACAGCCUCGUCUUCCUUGGCCUGCUGGGCAUCAGCUCAGCAGCUCCCGCAGGCCAGGACAUUGACCCGGUCACGCUCCCCGGCGAGCUCCCGCCCACCUGCAUCGGUCACAAGUGCUUCACGGCGACCACCACCAAGACAGUCUCCCCAACCAUCUGCCCGCUUGCCCUAUGCGUCCCGCCCACCAGCCCCAUCGCCUGCCCCGCCAUCAUCCACAUAACGACCACCAAGGUGCCGUGCAGCACCGACUGCUGCCCCACCACACCGACGGCGACGGUGGUCGCGACGGGGGACUGCCCCGGCUGCACCGCCAGCUGUGUCAUCCCCACGUCGACGAGCACCGUCACGACCGGGUGCAAGACCACGCCCGACGUGGUUCGCCCGACGGGAGUUUAG